This is a messenger RNA of Hemiscyllium ocellatum (epaulette shark), 3108 nucleotides long. RefSeq names its product dynein light chain Tctex-type 3 (gene dynlt3). Lineage: Eukaryota; Metazoa; Chordata; Chondrichthyes; Orectolobiformes; Hemiscylliidae. Gene Ontology annotation, cellular component: kinetochore; cytoplasm; cytoplasmic dynein complex. Gene Ontology annotation, biological process: microtubule-based movement. Bases 101 to 448 code for a protein of 115 amino acids. The record is from RefSeq and is a predicted model, not a curated record. Gene Ontology annotation, molecular function: dynein intermediate chain binding. The transcript has 5 exons.
UCCAGAUAGGCCUUACGUCACCAAUCUAUGUUGCAGGCCGACGUCAGGUGGCGGUGACAGGGAGAGGCAGCGGCUCCGGGGGCACAUAGUGAUCCUGAGGAUGGAGGAGUAUCCGGCCGGGGAGGAGAUUUCCUUCAAUGCAGAUGAAACCAGCAAUAUUGUCAAAGAGUGCGUUGACAAUAUUAUUGGAGGGGUUGAUUAUAAUCACAGCAAGAUCAAUCAGUGGACUGCAGCUGUAGUUGAACAAUCCCUGAUGCAUUUGGUUAAAAUGGGAAAACCGUUUAAAUACAUUGUGACUUGUGCGAUAAUGCAGAAAAGUGGAGCUGGUCUCCACACAGCAAGUUCAUGUUACUGGGAUAGCAACACUGAUGGAAGCUGUACCGUGAGAUGGGAAAACAGGACCAUGUAUUGUGUCAUCAGUGUUUUUGCCGUCAGCAUUAUGCUGUGAUGUGCAAGAUGUGCUUGUGUGCAUUGCUAUCUCUAAACACCAACUCUUAAAAUAUGUACAUAAGAGAGACCAUUUAUUUGUGAGUUAGGGUUAGCAUACAUUGUUUGUGGAUGAGGCAUAAUAGUGUACAUUUGAUCAAGAGUUACAAAGCAAAAAUCCAUUCCAUAAAAGGCUACAUCUUGUUUAUUCCUGACCAAUUUAAACAUCCACUGAACUAUUUCACCACUCUAUACCCAAGCUGUGGACUAAGUAUCCACUACAGAUAUUUUAUCAGCAGAAAUAACAGCUAAUUUUCACCAGUCUUUGCCAUUUUGAAGAUUGGAUUUAAUUGUUACAUUAUUGUGUUGUAGUAGACAACUGAUGUAGGUUAGUUCGAAUAACUUGUCGUACAUGCUGUUUAGUCAGCGAACUGUCAACUCUUUGCUGCAGUGUACAUUUGACUGAAUCAAACAAGCCGUUUCCUAAAUCAUAAAAAAACUACAGUGAAAUUAGUAAUGCAAAAUUCACAUUUCCUUAUUUUAUUCAAUUUUUAAUUUUCAAAUCAUGUAUUUUUGAUUUGAAAGAAAUUCCAGAAAAAAGAACUUAAUUGGAUAAAAUAAUCCAUUUCUUUUUUGAAGUUUGAGAGAUUAUCUUGUGCAUAAUGUAAAUUUAAAAAUUAAUGAUUAAUAUAUGUUUGCUUAACAAUGUUUGCAGUAUAGUAGAUCAAAGUUCUGAAUAUUGAGUAUGUUGACAAUAUGAAACAUGGUAGCUAGAAUUGAUUAGCUAUUUAAAGAUGUGCUUUUGGAGUUAAAUGCAGAGUCUGAAUCCUAUUUAAACGUCAAUUGAAUUAUCCCCAGAAAUGAAUUGGACCCUUAUAACUGCUUCAUGAUGUGAUAGUUGCAUCUUUGAUGUUGUAACUUCUUUCUUAAUUAGUAACUGACUAACUUGGAUUUUGAGACCUGCGCACCCUCCACUGAAGGCAGGAUAUUGCAUUUUUAAAAAACAUUUUCAGUUUACACACUUUUUGCAGUUCCGUAAUGAAUUGAAAAUGCUUCGCACUACAUAUACGUCACAAAUUAUCAAGUAAAGUUGUCAUUUUCACUUAAGCAAUGUGAAAUACAAUAUAGACAUCAAAACAUUGCUUUUAUGUUCAGUAAUUUCCUGCAUUAAAAUUGUAAAUGAAAUUAUCCUCUGAUGUAAAAGUAUGAAGUCUUUUUAAAGGAAGCUAUUGCAUUUGAGCUAUAGUUCUCUUUUAAAACUGGGUGCAGAAAUUCUUUUGCCAUUUGAAAAAGACUGAUGGGGUUUUUCCUUUAUUCAGUAUUGAUAGUGGCAUUGAAUAAAUGUAUGUUUACUGUAAACAGGAACAUAACUACAACCAAGUCAAUCAGAUUAAAUCUGGGUGGUGGGAGAAGUAAUAUUUUAUAUUCCAAAUGAAAAUAUUUUGCUGUGACUAAUUUUGUAAACAUUUGAAUUGUGUGAAAGAUGAUGUGUACAUAGGAAGAUAUUUCAGUGGUGAAAAAACUAAUCCAAAAGUUAUUGUAUUUUGAUUUACUUGUUGAUACAUGUAAACAAUUUUAAGCGAAGAAUUGUGUGUGGAAAACAAAAUGUGGCUAAUGAUUGGAUCUUGAAUUUGUUUAUUUUAAUUAAACUGAUCAAAUGCUGAUAACUACAAAAACAUAAAUAGUAGUUUUCAUGGUCGAAUAGAAAGGCAAAACUUGCAUUUAACUAUCACCUUUCAUGGUUUCUGGAAUUGCCAAAUCCUUAUCCUGUUAAUGAAGUACUUUCUGAAGUGUUACACUGUUGUAAUGUAGGAAAUGCAACAGCAACUUGCUCACAACAGGGUCCCAGAAACAACACUUUAAUAGUGACCAGCUAAUGUCUUUUUGGUAAUGUUGAUUGAGAAUAAAUAUUGCACAUAACACCAGAAAUAGUAGCAUGGGAUCUUUUACUACCACUUUAAAGGGAAGAUGGUGCUUGCUUUAAUUUCUCAUUCAAAAGACUGCACCUCAAACAUUGCAGCAGAACCUCAAUGUGGAAAUGUCUACUCAGAAUUUUAUGGGCAGUCUUUGAAAUGAUCCUCGAACUCUCAAGCAACUGACUCAACUGAGUUGUACCAAUUGUGUCAUAGUUGACUGGGUUUGAUGUCGUUUGGUUAUUUUUAUUUAGAACUCAACCACUGUUGCAGGCUAAAGCCUAAAACUUACUUUAAACAUUUGUGUCCACUAUUAGCAAGGCAGACAUACGAAUUCUGAAAGAACAAUAAUUUUGAUUCUUACAGGAUAAGUGAAGUGAUCUGUUGAGGAAAUAAUAAAAUUAUACUUGUUUACUUUUGCAGUUUUUAAUGUCCUUGAUUCCAUUAGUCUUUCUUAGCCGACCUGUGCUUUUACUUAGGUAUUUUUUUCUCCCACCAGAAACCUUUAGAACCUUUUACUCUCAAUUACUGGUAGAAACUUGUGGUAGUGCCUGGAACUCAGGCAAUACUAAAAUGAGUAUCAAGGCCUAUAGUACACGUGAAGCACUAAAAUGUAAAGUCUGUUUCAAUUUCAGGUAUAUUAAGUUGUUGAUAAGAUCUGGAAAAUUACUUCUCAAUGCAGAUCAGUAAAGAAUAAUAUUUCCUUGAUUAUCCAGAUCAUUUUAAUAACUGGUUAUCUCCAAUCACUGACAUCAGUUGACUAUUUUCC